CUGGUUAGCUGCGGUUCAGAGUUGACAGGUUGAUCACUGCACUGUGUGUGUCGUUUAAAAUGUCGGAGAAGGUGCCUCAAGGAGACUCGCAGGCCUCUUUCGCUAAGCGGAUCGACCCGAAAAAGGGGCCGCUGACCCCGGAGCAGCUGGCUUUUAUCCGGAGAGUGGAGCUGGAGCAAUGGAAGAAGAACUCUCAGAAACUGCGGGGCCGGAAUAUCUUGACGGGACUCGUUAUCGGGGGCUUGGUGAUGGGAAUCUACGGAUACACGUUCUACUCCGUGUCCCAGGAGAAGUUUUUGGAUGAGAUGGAGGAGGAAGCGAAGGUGGCGAGAAUGAGAGCGCCAAAGACAUCGGCCAACUAAUCCUGAUCGGACUGAGUUAUUUUUAUUUUGGAGAUGCUGCUGCAGCCGCUAUAACCCUUUUGCAGGAGGUCAAGUUUUGUGAAAUGUGUGUUUUCUAUUUUGGACUGCAAACAUCCAGUGCCGGUUUAAAAU
Messenger RNA from Polyodon spathula (Mississippi paddlefish), 494 nucleotides. Its product is annotated as cytochrome c oxidase assembly factor 3 homolog, mitochondrial. The coding region runs from base 60 to 362 and encodes 100 amino acids. Gene Ontology annotation, cellular component: mitochondrial inner membrane. The transcript is spliced from 2 exons. The record is from RefSeq and is a predicted model, not a curated record. Lineage: Eukaryota; Metazoa; Chordata; Actinopteri; Acipenseriformes; Polyodontidae. Gene Ontology annotation, biological process: mitochondrial respiratory chain complex IV assembly.